AUGCGCCUUCGUUGCGGCGACCAGGAUGGCGCCGCCGCUGAGGUGGACGACGACACGCCGCGCGAGCGGCAUCUUGGGCUGAGCCGUGGCCGCAGACGACUCGAGGCGGCACGACUUGCCUUGCGGAUUGCCAACCCUUCCCGGUACUAUCGAGUACCAGCCAACCUGUUCUUCUACAUCGCACCAUCCGAUUCACGUCGAUCCAUGCCUGCGCUCAAGGACUUGCCGCGCGACAGGCGCGGUCAAGCACGUGACUAUCGCCGGCGCGGGGACCCAUCCUCGGUGCACGCCGUGGAGGCACCGGUCGCGUCGUCACAAUCGGGAUCCGGUCGAGGAGAUACCGGUAUGCAAGCUACUGGGACCAUGUCAGAGCUCGCGCGAGCCAUGAUCGCAGAUCCAGACGAUGAUCUGGAGCGCACCAUGCAGCGGAGCAUCGAGCAGUUCAGGGAGCAGCAGGUCUUCAUGGCGGACGUCGUACAACAAGGCCAGCCUCCAGAAGACGUCGAGGCUCCCGCCAGGUCCGAGAUCUACUACGACGCAACGAGGUUCUACAUACGCAUGAGGCCCGGAAGAACUGUAGCCAGACCUGGACCUCCGCUCGCAGAACGACUUCGCCGAGUUGCACAAGCUCUCGGCGUGACCAAAGAGCGAAUGAAAUUUGCGCUCAAUCAUGCAGCAGCGACCGGGCAGCGCAUGGCCGAUAUCCUUGCGCAGGAGGAUCCGGCCGUAGGUUGCGAGACGAAUCCUGAUAUCCUCGACGAAAUGGCGGCUCUUCACAACGAGGCCGAUGAAGACGAGGAUGAAGACAACCAGUCAGGAGCCGGAGAUUCCAUCGCCAAUCCUGACGGCGCCGUGACUGCCAGCAUCGAAGACGAAGACACAAGGACAGCAGACGAAGGCGAGAGCGUGGCGACUGGUCCGUCGAUCCGCACCACGAUCCUGAAAGCCAGUACUACAAAGGCGGCGGAUGGCAUCGCGCCCAUCGCGAAUGUGUCUCGUGAAUCAUUCAAGAAGGCAUACAAUCCCAAGAAUGCGUCAGGAUGGAAUGCGGCCUUGCACUAUUCGUAUCUCGGAUUUGACGAGUUGCAAGCGGCCCAGAGAUUUGAAUUGACGCCAGCCUACCUCAGAGGGGUGGCAGCAUGGCACGAGAUCGGAAAGCCGACAACCUUCACAGACGUGGCCUUUCGAUACGAAGACCAGUCGCCAUUGUGGACCCAGGAUUACGCCAAGGACAAGGAUGCGAUGGAUUUGGAAACCUUUGUGCGCCGCAAGCCAAUCCGUCUGAAGAAGGAUACUGGGGUCGAUGCCAGAAGACAGCUGGGUACCGGUACCUGGACGGUCGAAGCCGGCGAGGGCGCGCAGCAGACAACCCUGUGCGCAUUCAUAUUGUGGUGGGUCAUUACGAAGACCGAGGAGUUCUUCGAGAAGACAAUCGAGGAACAGCAAAAGGAGCAUGAGCAGCUAGACGGCGCUAUCCCAUGGACACUCCCGUCCUGGAACGACCUUAUCUUACCUGUCAAACCAAAGUGGCGCAGCGACCAGUAUUCCGAAGCAUGCCCCGUGCUGGAGCAGGCAAACCGUCUCCUCUGCGCGUUUCGCAUGACCAAUCGCAGAUUCACCCAUUUCUCUGGUACAACACAGAACUUCCUAGCCGGCUGGCAAAAGUUCUGUCACACCGAGACCGGCAACAAGCUGCGCAACCAGCAGCAAGACAUCAGUGCUGCGAAGCCAUGGUGGAUGCAGCCUGUAGAGAACAACAUUUUCGAUCUUGACGUGGUGGAGAAGACACCCAAGUCCGUCUCGCGGCCUCGCGCUAUCGGUAUUAAGAUCGCGUCCGCAGCCGCUUGGAGAUUAGCGGGAGCGGAAGACAAGGCCGAAUACAAGGAAAUACUGGAAAAUUCUGCAGACUACAUACGCAUGAUCAAGAGUGCAAAGAUACUGCCGAACCAGUACGACCCCCGCGACAUCGAGCAAGCGGAUCGUUGGCGGGAUAUGCUCCGCAACUUUCUACAGACUCAGGCAAGCUCUGCAGUGCUAAGGAGGCUGGUUUUCACGAAGAGCGACAGCGAGGACGAAGAUCCGAUGGCCUUCUUCGAUGUAACGGGGACAAAACCGUCGCUGACAUGGAACGAACUCCAGCGAGCAAUCGACGCCGAGGACUGCUUGGAGCCUAUCAUUACAGUGCUUCUGGGGUUUUCAGAAGAUGAGGCUAACGACUAUGAGUACACUGGGCCUCUGGACGACCAGACUGCUGCUCUGAUUGAAGUUGGGCCAGAUAUGAAGCUGAAGAAACGCGCGCUCGAGAACGAAGACGAUACCGUGGUCGGCGGAGACAAUGGAGAGCUCGAGAUACCGGUACCCUCUGAAGCCACGUCUGGGCCAGCCAUUCAACGCCGCGCGAUCAAGAACAUCCAGACAAGGAACGGGAUGCUGAAAUUUUCGUGA
Molecule: messenger RNA, 2445 nt
Organism: Lecanosticta acicola
Lineage: Eukaryota; Fungi; Ascomycota; Dothideomycetes; Mycosphaerellales; Mycosphaerellaceae
Source: the annotation of a GenBank genome assembly